AUGGCUUACGGCAAGGAUGAUGAGCUUGCCAUCAAUACAAUCCGUCUGUUGGCCGUCGAUGCCACCUUCAAAGCCAACUCCGGUCAUCCCGGAGCCCCUAUGGGCAUGGCACCCGUUGCCCACGUCAUGUUCAACAAGUUCAUGAGCUUCAACCCCAAGAACCCAAACUGGGUCAAUCGCGAUCGUUUCAUCCUGUCGAACGGUCAUGGAUGCCUGCUCCAGUAUGCUCUCUUACAUCUCUUCGGCUACAAGGUGUCAUUAGACGAUCUGAAAGCCUUCCGAUCCAUAGACAGCAUCACACCCGGUCAUCCCGAAGCUCAAGAUACACCGGGCAUAGAAGUAACUACUGGUCCCCUCGGCCAGGGCUUUGCAAAUGCCGUCGGUCUUGCGAUUGCACAAGCCCACACAGCUGCCGAGUUCAACAAGCCGGGCUUCGAGCUGAUCAACAACCAUACCUUCGCAUUCUUUGGAGAUGGUUGUGCGAUGGAGGGCAUUGCUAGUGAAGCUGCCAGCACUGCUGGCCACUUGCAGCUCGGAAAUCUUAUCAUGGUCUACGACGACAACCAUAUCUCAAUUGACGGCGAUACCAAGUGCGCCUUUACUGAAGACGUCUUGCAGCGCUUUGAGGCGUACGGUUGGCACACGCAAUGGGUGAAGGAGGGUGAUACCGAUCUGGAGGGCAUCGAAGAAGCCAUCCGAAUGGCCAAAGAGGUCACCAACAAGCCUUCAGUCAUCAAGUUGACCACAACCAUUGGUUUCGGUUCUUUGUUGCAAGGUACUGGAGGAGUGCAUGGCAAUGCUCUGAAGGCCGAUGAUUGCAAGCAGGUGAAGAAGAAGUUCGGCUUUGAUCCAGAGGACUCAUUUGUCGUACCGCAGAAGGUCUACGAUUUGUACCACAAGCAUGCGGCUGAGGGAGCUGCGAAAGAACAGGAGUGGAACAAGAUGUUCGAAAAGUAUGGUCAAGAGCACAAGGCCGAGCACGACGAUCUUCUGCGAAGACUGAGCGGCAAGCUCCCAGAGGGCUGGGAGAAAAAGCUACCUACGUACAAGCCGGGAGACAAGGAGCAAGCAUCCCGGAAGCUGUCAGAAGCUGUCUUGGAAGCCAUUCACGGCGCCAUUCCUGACCUGAUUGGAGGCUCCGCAGAUCUGACAGGAUCCAACAACACUCGAUGGAAGGACGCCAUUGAUUUCCAACCACCAGUCCUCGGCAUUGGUGAUUGGGCAGGUCGUUACAUCCGUUAUGGUGUGCGUGAGCACUCCAUGGCCGGUAUCAUGAACGGGAUCGCUGCGUAUGGCACCCUCAUUCCCUUUGGGGGAACGUUUUUGAACUUCGUAUCCUACGCCGCAGGAUCCGUCCGCCUGUCUUCCCUUUCGCAUUGCCGUGUCAUCUACGUUGCAACCCACGACUCCAUUGGUCUCGGUGAGGACGGUCCAACCCAUCAGCCUAUUGAGACUUUAGCUCACUUCCGUGCGCUGCCCAACAUGAUGGUCUGGCGUCCUGCCGACGGCAAUGAGUGCAGCGCUGCUUACUAUGUUGCAUUGACCUCCAAAUCAAGUCCUAGUAUCCUUGCUUUGACUCGUCAAAAUCUACCUCAACUUGAGAACUCGACCCUACAGAACGCUAUCAAAGGGGGCUAUGUCUCCGUCGAGAAUGAAAAGGCCGACAUUACGCUCGUCAGCACAGGCUCGGAAGUCUGCCUCUGUAUUGAAGCGGUCAAAUAUCUCAAAGAUAAUCACAACCUCACUGCCCGCGUGGUCUCCAUUCCCUGCUGGGAGGUAUUCGACACGCAAUCCAAGGAGUACCGUCUGAAGUGUCUACCUGACGGAAUUCCCUCCCUGAGCGUCGAGGUCAUGUCGACCAUGGGUUGGGAGCGGUAUUCGAAUGAGCAAUUUGGUUUGAACCGAUUCGGUGCCAGCGGUGCUUACAAGGAUGUCUACAAGAAAUUUGAAUUCACUCCAGAGGGCAUUAGCAAGCGUGCUGUGGCGACUGUCGACUUCUACAAGGGCACCAAAGUCCGCUCCCCCAUCAAUCGCGCAUUCCAGCAGCUCAUCUAG
Molecule: messenger RNA, 2055 nt
Organism: Letharia columbiana
Lineage: Eukaryota; Fungi; Ascomycota; Lecanoromycetes; Lecanorales; Parmeliaceae
Exons: 6
Coding region: 1-2055 (684 amino acids)
Biological process (GO): pentose-phosphate shunt
Cellular component (GO): cytosol
Molecular function (GO): transketolase activity
Source: RefSeq, a predicted model, not a curated record